Messenger RNA from Cooperia oncophora, 690 nucleotides. Lineage: Eukaryota; Metazoa; Nematoda; Chromadorea; Rhabditida; Trichostrongylidae. The record is from the annotation of a GenBank genome assembly.
AUGACACAUAUUGACUUUCUCAGUAGCGACGAUCGUGUUUGUGAUGAAGAAUCAAUGUCACUUCCACAACAUAGAUGUCUUUGGGAAAACUGUUACCGGCAGUUUGAAAACAAAGGAGAUUUGAGAAAGCACGUUCGACAUCACAGUGGAGAGAAGUAUUGUGCGUGUCCUUUUUGCGGUCGCUUCUUCUCAAGACCUGAUAAACUCUAUGAACAUCUUCGCAAACGGGCGCCGAUCCCACAGGGCAAAGAAAACCAGCACCUCGCUUUGGCGAUGAAGCGGGCUUCAUCUGUGAACCACGUGCGGCGUCACAUCAACGGAAGACAGUGCCCUACUUGUGGAUUAGCUGUUCAGUUGCCGUCUGACUUGCACCGGCAUAUAUUGGUGAAGCACACAGAAAGGAUAAAGACGCUGACUUGUCCCGAAUGCGACAAAAGCUUCUAUUGUGCUACGGAUCUGAUACGACACAGUGCUGUGCAUGGCCCGCCUAAGGAGGUGUGCAAGGUUUGUGGCGAGCAUUUUCGAUGGAAGAAGCAGUUGGAUAGGCAUAUGACAUCCCAUUCAGCGACUGCAAUGAAACAGCCAUAUCUUUGCCAUAUAUGUGAUUGUACAUAUGCUACCGGACAUGGACUUACACGCCAUCUGUCUCGGAAGCAUGAAUGUCCAAUUCCUGAAGGGUUCAGCAGGUUC